This is a messenger RNA of Dermacentor andersoni, 397 nucleotides long. Lineage: Eukaryota; Metazoa; Arthropoda; Arachnida; Ixodida; Ixodidae. The record is from RefSeq and is a predicted model, not a curated record.
AUAAAGAAUUGGUGACGCAUCGUGUAAAAUAUUUUGCGUGGGCCAGAAUUACUAUAUAUAUACCCGGCAGGUAUAAACAUUCAUCAGUUUGUAAGACGUGUUCUAAAAAGAAAGAUCUGCAAUGAAGUUCUCACUCAACCCUUUCGUACUGUGUUUUCUGCUAUGCCUGACAAUCACCUACGCGGAGGAAGAAGCAGGCGCGGCUGCUGGUGGGUCGGAAGGUGAAUCAGGUGGAGGGGGUACAGAAGCUCCGAAGGGAGAGGAAACUGGAUCAACGAAAGAGGGGGAAACUCCAUCUUCUGGCUCAACAGCAGCGGGCGGAGGGGAAUCCGAAGGACCGAAACCGGAGGCACCUGCGUCUACCGGUGGAACAGAAGGGGGUGGUAAGGGAUUCUAA